Molecule: messenger RNA, 746 nt
Organism: Chrysemys picta bellii (western painted turtle)
Lineage: Eukaryota; Metazoa; Chordata; Testudines; Emydidae
Source: RefSeq, a predicted model, not a curated record
CCUGGGUUCCCUGCCAUGCUCUCUGCCCCCUGCAGGUGGAGGAGCGGACACGGCUGAAUAAGCAGAACUCGCCGGCAGCGCAGACCAAGCUGGGCAGCACAGCGUCCGACCCGGCCCUGCAGACGCGCUCGGAGUCCGUGUCCCUGGGCUCCGGCCCCGCAGCCCAGAGCCCGCCCAUGCAGCGCCCCGUCGAGCCGCAGGAGGGGCAGCACAAGAGCCACCUGGCGCACCGGGUGCCGCUGAAGCCCUAUGCCGCGCCGGUGCCACGCUCCCAGUCCCUGCAGGACCAGCCCACCAAGAACGUGGCGGCUUUCCCGGUGCAGGACCCGGCAGCCCCGGCGCCGCCCCGCGCCCCCAUGAUCCGCCAGAACUCGGACCCCACCUCGGAGACGCCCGCCCCGCCCACCCGGCCCGGCCUCAGCGACCAGCGGGGGCCCUGGGGCCGCACCGAGCUGGAGGCCCCACCCAAGGUGCCCCAGCGAACGUCAUCCAUCGCCACCACGCUCAACGCCAGCGGGGCCGGGGGCAGCGCCCGGCAGGGCCACGCCGUAAGAGCCAGGUAAGGCCCCAGGCCCGGCCCUCUUAAUCCCUUGGAGCCCACAUCCAGCGCACUCAGGUACCCAGCCCAAUGCCCACAUCCCCUAGGGUCCCCCCAGUACCCCACUGUCCCCCUCUUCCCUCAGGCCUCUAACUGACAGACUCUAGUGGCCAGGACACCUGGGUUCUAUUCCCAACUCGGCCAAUGA